GGGGGCGGAGGGGCGAGGCCGAGUCUGGGCAGCAGACAGAGCCGCGGGGCCAGGUGAAGCCACCACCCCCCACUCCCAGGCAGGGCCUGAGCGCCAUGGAGGGACUCGUCGUGGUCCUGUGGGCGUCCCUGUUGCUGGCUGGGGCGAUGGACCAUGUGACAGUGAACCGCGCGACGACGCCAGCCCAGAACCUGAGCUGCUUCCAGUGUUUCAAGGUAUCCGUCCCAGGCCACUGCUUGCCCACGCCCUGCGCCGCUGCUGACCGUGUGUGCGUAUCCCAUGAGGUGUUCUUCCAGGCGGAGUCCAGGGUGAGCGUCACCCUCAGCAAGCGCUGUGCUCCCCGGUGCCCCAGCAGCAGCCGGGUGUUUGUGUGGUCGCUGGGCCCGCAGGUGCAGGGCAGGAUCUCCAGGCACUGCUGCUCCAAGAACCUCUGCAACAGGGCUCCCGCCGCAGGGCAGGGGCUCGGGGCCCAGCCGGGGGUGCUCCUGCUCCGUGUGGGCCUCAGCCUCCUGCUCGUGGCCCUGCUGGCCCACCCAGUGCCCCUUCCUCCAGCCACUGUCCUGCCCCACGCCUCUCACCCCUCAGCUUUGCCUGAAGGGUCACAGAAAGAGUCGCACCAGGGUCCCCCUCCAAGCGCACUGGGACCACCGCCCUCCCUCCCCCCAUAGACGAACCCCUUGUUGCCCCACCACCCUGCCCCACAGCCCUGGGCCCCCCAGCUCUCAGCACAGGCCUCUGCCACUGGAGCUGCCAGCUAUGGACAGAGCCAGCCAGCAGGGCCAUAGCCACACUGAACACAGGGGCCGGCCUCCUGGCCCGGGACACACUAGCCAAGCUGGACCCAGCAGCCCCUUGGGAGAUCCAGGAUGACCCUGGCCUUGGCACCCCUGUUCCCAGGAGACCCCUGGAGAGCCCAAGACCUCCACGCCAUCACCACAGCCACCAGCAGCUGAGCCGGACCCCUCCCUUCCACCUAGAGUUGGGAAUUUUGUGAAUUCAACCCCGUCCUCCCCCGUGUGGUCAGGCAGGGUGGCCACCGUCCACUGCUUCCCUCUCCCCAGGGUGGGGUCCCUGCUGGCCUGGGGCAGCCAGCAAGGCCAGCACCAAGGGCACAGGGGCUGGUGAGGGAAGGAGCAGCUGGGGGUGGGCCGGGUGCCUUCUAGGGGCCCCACCGCCUCUGUGUCAGCCCCUGUGCCCAUUGGAGUGGGGACCCCGUUCCUCUCUGAGCAGGGACCAGGAUUCCAGGACACCCCCCCCCUGUGCCCACAAAGUCCCCGCUGGAAAUCAGAGACGGUGCUGGCCACAUGGGCUCCGAGAGACCAGUGAAGCAGAGACGAAGCGAGUGAGGGAGUCGUGGGCAGUGACCGCCUGCCUCUCCGGGGAGCGGUGCCAAAGGGCUGGAGCCUGCCCCCUGCUGCCUGGGACAGUCUCUCUUGGUCACCUGGCCCGCAGACACUGGGGCAAGCAGGGGAGGUGGAGGAGCACAGGGUAACCGGCCAAGUCCAGCUCUUUCAGCUGCCGGGACCCAGAGUUUCCUGUACCCACCUUUCCAGCCGGUCACCGCCCGCUCACGCGCUGGGCAGGGCCGGGAGCGCAGGGCUCCUGCGUCCUGCAGGCGUCUUCUGUGUCCCCUUCCCCUCCCCCACCACUGCGUCCACAGCUUUGCCUCUCUGCAUGCCCGGGGUGGACUCGGGGUCCCACCCAGUGGUGCACGUGCAGGGUCCCUCCAUGUCGGGUGCAUCUGUCUGUGCACCCCCAGGCUGGUUUCCAUGGGUUUGCUCCCCAGGGGUCUCUGGGUGGCGGGGUUGGGAGGUGGCAGAGCCUGUCCUGGGGGGUGCCUAGAGCGAGGCGAGGGGGUUCUCUGGGGACCUGUUAGUUCCCACGAGAGAUGUUCAUGGGGGGACAGCGAGACCAGCCCCUUCCCGCUCCCUGGACUCCUUCCUCACUGCUGUGACUGCUCCCUGUCAUGACGGCUCCCGCCAUGCGACACGCUGAGCGGGCCCUCCCCAGGCCCUAGGAGACGUGGGGGCCGUGCUCCUGAACCCCCAAAGCUAUGAGCCAAAUCAGCUGUUUUCUGUAUGCCUGGCGCAGCCCCAGCCCCACCCACGGGAGGCCCCGUAACAGGAGGUGGGGUGGAGCGUGAGCCAGCUGCUUUCUGAUUCCCGGGCCGCGGGAGCCCCUGCCUGGAUGGGUGUCUGGGGCCGUUCUCCCAGUCCCGUGCCAUCUCGUUCGCAGCCCAGAAGUGCGGAAUAAAGUCCUUCUUCAUGGUGACGUUGUCCACAUCUCGAAAGCCUCGGCGUCGAACCAGGCCACACAGGAGCCCAGGUCCGCCGGGCCUCCUCCAGGACCGUCGCGGUUUUGCACUUUAAUCUGGGCCCCUGGCCCUCUGCAGUCGCUUUCGGCGGAUAUGGAGGUGUG
Molecule: messenger RNA, 2418 nt
Organism: Oryctolagus cuniculus (rabbit)
Lineage: Eukaryota; Metazoa; Chordata; Mammalia; Lagomorpha; Leporidae
Gene: LY6L
Product: lymphocyte antigen 6 family member L
Cellular component (GO): plasma membrane
Source: RefSeq, a predicted model, not a curated record